This is a messenger RNA of Micropterus dolomieu (smallmouth bass), 3583 nucleotides long. It is a transcript of the gene nr1d4a, whose product is annotated as nuclear receptor subfamily 1, group D, member 4a. Lineage: Eukaryota; Metazoa; Chordata; Actinopteri; Centrarchiformes; Centrarchidae. Gene Ontology annotation, biological process: cell differentiation; positive regulation of transcription by RNA polymerase II; negative regulation of transcription by RNA polymerase II. The coding region runs from base 538 to 2268 and encodes 576 amino acids. The record is from RefSeq and is a predicted model, not a curated record. The transcript is spliced from 9 exons. Gene Ontology annotation, molecular function: RNA polymerase II cis-regulatory region sequence-specific DNA binding; nuclear receptor activity; zinc ion binding.
CUCCCCGGCACAUGCAGAGCGCACAUGUAGCGUGGCUUUACUGAACACAUACCACGGCCGAAUAAGCGCAUCAAACUCCCCUCAGCGCAAGAUCCCCGCCAAUGAGAAUGCACAAAAGCGUAUAGGGGAAAGAGAGGGAGAGAAUGGACUCCGCGAGAUACAAAGAGUGAGCCAAAUCCCACGCAAAAAAGACACAACACAAGUUGAGCGAACGCAAAGGCGGUCACAUUUCCUAUACUCACCUGCAAACGUGUUUGAUGUGGGUGUUUGUAUCAGUGGGUGUGCGUAUCAGUGGGUGUGCGUAUCAGUGGGUGUGAAUGUUUUGCCUGACACCCCGUUCACGGACCUGCUGACUCUACUUUCUUGGAAUUCAUAAGAAUCAUUUAGCCUAAUCUCCGCUCGUGCUACAUCACAUCCUCUCCAGCCGGGGCGCAGUAUCCAGAGCUCAGAAGGCAUCCAGAGUUUUACUCCGGUCUAGUCACAUUCACGGACGUCUAUCUUCAAGACUGUUUACAGCCGUCGACAUCAACAAGAGAAAUGGAUAACAGCCCUGGAGGUGGAGUUAUCCUGUAUGCAGGCUCAUCUGGCAGUGCCAGCCCCAGCCCCGGCAGCCCCUCCAGCGGGUACCAGACACAGUCACCGUCUUCACACUCCCAGCCCUCAUCUCCAGAGGAGGUUACGUUCACAGAGAUUGGGGCGCUGAAACAGAGGGCAGGUGGGUGCAACACCCCAUCCUCCAAACUGGUGUUCCAGUUCCCCGAGGUCUACAGUGGCCCCUCGGCAGCAGCCACUCCACAGCAUACCUAUGCGCAUCCCAUCGCGGGAAAGAGGCCAUGCGGGUUCACAGGAACUUUCACAAAGACAGGUGGAAUGGUCCUGCUUUGCAAAGUCUGCGGGGACAUCGCAUCUGGUUUCCACUAUGGCGUGCAUGCAUGUGAGGGUUGCAAGGGUUUUUUCCGUCGCAGCAUCCAGCAGAACAUCAACUACAAGAUGUGUGUGAAGAACGAAAACUGUCUGAUCAUGCGCAUGAACCGCAACCGGUGCCAGCACUGCCGCUUCAAGAAAUGCCUCUCUGUUGGCAUGUCAAGAGAUGCUGUGCGUUUCGGCCGCAUCCCUAAGAGAGAGAAGCAGCGACUUCUGGAUGAGAUGCAGAGCUACAUGAACAGCCUAAAUGAGUCAGCUGCCAUGGACAUGGACUCGUCUUCAGUGAGGGACGCUUCCUCCAGCCCAGAUGAUGGCAACUCGAAAGAGGCCAUUGGGGCCAUCUCCAGAGCCUACCGCGACAUCUUCACCAGCCGCAGAAGCAGCAGCCAGGAGAGAGCAGCCAAGAGGGCUAACAUUAUCACCACCAACAACAACACAUCUCCCUUUUCUCAGGAUGCCAGUUUUCCCCAAGCCUCCUCUCACCCCGCCCCUGCCCAGAGUUACCAGUCUUGCCCUGUUGCUUCUGCCACUCGAUGCCCAGUUGCCCCUAACGACAACCCACAUACAUUCCACAAUGUGGACAACAAUCGCUAUACCUACUUAGUGUCAGCUAAUCAGAAUAACAAUCACUCAACAAGUACAACACCUCAAAGGAGUAGCUCUGACAAUCACAACAGUUUUCACAAUGCAGGAAGUACCCAAAAUCAGCCCUCCUGCCCGUGGAAAUUAGCUCCAGGAGCUAAAGUGCUGGCAUGUCCUCUAAAUGCGUGGCCUGUAUCAGGGGCAGAGCGCACGAGUCAGGAGAUAUGGGAAUCCUUCUCUCAGUGUUUCACUCCUGCUGUCAGGGAGGUGGUAGAGUUUGCCAAGGGCAUCCCAGGUUUUCAAGAGCUUAGCCAACAAGACCAGGUCAUGCUGCUCAAAUCAGGCACCUUCCAGGUUUUGAUGGUGAGGUUCUGCACCUUGUUCAAUGCCGAGGAGCGUACAGUGACCUUCCUGAAUGGCCAAACAUACCCCCUGUCCACCCUGCAUGCGUUGGGCAUGGGCCCUCUGCUGGAUGCAAUGUUUGACUUCAGUGAGAAGUUGGGCUCCCUGGGGCUAGAGCCUGAUGAAAUGGCCCUCUUUAUGGCUGUUGUGCUGGUCUCUGCAGACCGUUCUGGCAUCUUGGACAUGCGGGCUGUGGAGCAGCUACAGGAGGGUCUGAUCCGUGCCCUGCGGUCACUGAUCACUCGCCGUCGCCCAGAUGACACCGCCCUCUUCCCCAAACUCCUCCUGCGCCUGCCAGACCUGCGCACCCUCAACAAUCUGCACUCUGACAAACUGUUGGCCUUCCGCAUCAACCCUUGAGCAGGCUGCUUGUUCACAGUGCACACAGACAAAAAAAAACUGUUUUACACAAAAAGAGACAGUACACCACACACGCAUAAACACAAACACACGCACAGAUAUUAUCUUCCAAGGGCAGGACUUCCUUGAAAAUUGUGGAACAAGGAAUUGUGCAAUCUGAGGAUCGUUUUUCAAAAGGAUGAAUGAGGGAAGUAGCGAACUCAUUUUUGAUUCGUUAUCGAUCUUCAUGCAAUGUUUUAGGACAUACAAACACACACAUGUAAACUCAUGUAAACACAUAAACCUCAACACCUCUUGAGAGACAUUGUCCCAGUAAAAAAAUAAAUGAUCAUGUAGAGUUACUAUUACCCUUAUGGACAAAUCAUUUGUGCACUUGCUCAUUAUAUCCAAAAAAACAGUUCACUUCUGUUUAUUCCUUAAAUCGUACGUUAUCAACAGGCCAUCACCAAGCAGCAGCUGAAAGAUGGAUAUUGUAGAUCCAAACAGUUAUUACUUAGGGACCAUUAGUGUUGAUUGACUACAUGUCAGUUUGUGUUUAAGACAAAGGGAAUCUGUAUAUAAUACCUAGUAAAAUCUGAUAUAUUAAGGUAAUUGUGUAACUGUUUCACAAACAUACCAUCUGCAUUAGUACUGGAAUGAGACCACUAUUUUAAUGUGUCACUUGCACACAAUAGGAUGCAUUCUGUCUCUUACUAUUUGAUUGAUCUUCCAGAAAACAUUUAGCACACCUCGGGUUUAGAUAUGCCAACUUCAGUCCAAGGGCAUUUUAUAUUAUUUCACAAAAACUAGUGUCUGCAUCACUAUAUCGUGUCACAUCUGGACUGAUGGAAACACUCCAUUGCAUGUUGGGUUUUGGAGUUCCUUUGUUUAUUUUUGUUGCUGUAAAUAUUAUGUUACCACAAUGUUUUUGUAUCAAUGACUGAACUGAUGUGAUGGCUUGUACAGAUGAGUUUGGUGUAAAGAAGAAUGUAUUGAUCUUCCAAUACUAGGAGGUGCCACGGGGGCUUUGCACAGGAGAAUAUGUAAAAGGGAUUCUCAGACGUCUUAGACGCACUUCCUGCUAUCAGAUUAUGUAACCAACCAGCAUAAUCCCAGAAAUCACCAGCACUCACUCAACAUGCACCCUUCCUCUGCCGCCAAUGUUUGUCAUACAAACACAAAAGAUAUUUUGGGGUGAGAGAUCUAAUUUAAUUGGUCCUCUCACUGUUUGCUUGUUUGAUUGUGGCUGAUUGAGGACAUCUUGUACAUUUUGUAAAUCUUUCUUCCUAAAUAUAAAUGAUAUAAUGAUAUAAAGUUCAAAUGAUGUAUUACUCUA